UCAGAAGUUUUUUAACAGUUCAUUGAGGUUGGAUAUAGUGAAGUCAGGCAGAAUGUGGUUCACUUAUUCCUUGUUCCUCUUCUUCAUAUUCGCACAAACAGCUAAUUCGAGUGAUGGCGAGCUUCUAUGUUCCAUAGUUAUCUUCAGAGAAGGUAAUCGAACACCACUAUCAAUUCAGGAAAAUGAUCCCUUCAAGGAAAAAUGGCUGUCAGAAGGUCUAGGUGUAUUGACAGAGGAAGGAAGAAACAAGAUGUUCUCAUUAGGCCAAUUCAUCCAAAAACGCUACAAGAAAGAACUUCUUAAUAGCGGAAUAUCGAAUGAAAGCGUCAGUGCCAGAUCUGUUCAAUUCAACUCUCAUAUUGAAUCAGCUCAAAUGGUACUCUAUGGACUACGCGCAUCACUUCCAGACUCUCUCCAAAUAGAACCUAUUCCAAUACUGACUGAGGUUCCCUCGUCCGACAGUAUCAUGAUGUUGGAUUCCUGUCCAGCCUAUGAUAAAGAAGUAAAAAAGUGUAUGCUCGAAGACGAAGCAUUCAAUCAUAUUGACGAGGAAGAAAAGGAGCUUUACAAUCUAAUCCAAGAAAAUACAAAAUGCAACUGCAACUCCUUCACCGAUAUCAAUAAAUGCACAGAUCCUUUGAUUUGCGAAGAUUCGGAAGGCUUAGGCUUGCCCUCUUGGUGCAACGAGACCUGUUAUAAUCACAUCAUGAAACUGCUGAAUCUGCAUUGGAAACUGGAAGUUUCCACUCCCAAACUCUUGAACCUAAAGCUGCAACCAUUCGUGAACGAAAUGUUGGGCAAAAUAAAUAGAUACGUGCAAGGCAACGAGACGAAAUUCCAACUUUACCUUUUUUCAUCCAUGUUGUACACCAUACCGUGUUUCAUGAAAAGUAUAGGCGUUGAGAACGUAGUACCUCACGUUCCGAACUUUGGUGCUGCCAUCUUUGUGGAGCUGAGGAAGGUUGGUAUCGAAUACAUUAUCAAUUUAUUCUACCGGGAGGAUGAAGAUGGCGAAAUGCAGAAAUUGUCAAUCAAAGAUUGCAGUGAAGAUUGUGAAUAUAGCCGACUUCUCCAGAUAAUUCCACCUCUGUUAAAAAAGAGGCGUUUAUCUUGUGGGAAUUAAUAAUGGUUUUUUUUAUGGAAUUUACUUUCAUGAAAUGAUUAAACGAAAAUUAUUUCACUGA
Molecule: messenger RNA, 1184 nt
Organism: Harmonia axyridis
Lineage: Eukaryota; Metazoa; Arthropoda; Insecta; Coleoptera; Coccinellidae
Product: prostatic acid phosphatase-like
Exons: 4
Coding region: 53-1123 (356 amino acids)
Biological process (GO): dephosphorylation
Molecular function (GO): phosphatase activity
Source: RefSeq, a predicted model, not a curated record